UGAAAUAAAGCAGAGCUGUCCAGAGAUUUUCUUGUGACCCCCAGAGUCCUUCAUCCCAGCACUGCUCACCCUCCUCCUCCUCAGUGGUGGAGGGGUCACAUGUUGCAGCCAUUUUGGAUCUACAGAAACUGCUUCAUUGAAAUGAUGCUGCAUUUUCUCACUCUAUAGUUUCCUGUGUUGGUGUUUUGUAAAUGACACCGCUCCUCCCUCUGCUUUCAGCCCGGACAAGUACAUUUCGGGUGUGGCGUUCAGUGACAGAGAGAAAUACACUGUUAGUUAGUUACAGUUAAGUCCAUCACAGCUUUUUACUGCAUCUCAUGGGCUUCAUCAGUGAGUUUGUCCAGGAAGUUGACGGACGUUAAACAGUAGAAGAUGCGUGCUUUAAAACUGACGUUAUCUGUGUGUCUCGCCACCUGUUUCCUGACGUGUCUGGACUCUGGAGACCUUCAGGAGAUGGAAGUGAAGCCUGGAGCUGAUGUCCUCCUUCAGUGUCAGGGUCCCAGAGAUGCUGACAUCAGACUGUUAAAGUGGAGCAGACCUGAUCUGGAGUCAGAGGGUUAUGUCUACUUCUUCAGAGACAACCACUUAUAUGAAGACAUCCAGCAUCCAUCUUUUCAUGGUCGAGUGAAGCUAAGAGAUCCACACAUGAAGGACGAAGACUUUUCUGUGACUCUGAAGAACGUCAUCGUCAACGACACUGGAAGAUACGAGUGUGAAAUAAUAAACAGCAAAACAGGAGGCAAACCUGAGCUCAUCAGCACCAUCAACCUGAAGGUUGAACCAGGUCACACACUUGGAGAUGGUGAGGACAGAGAAAACAGGAAUGGAGGGAACGACAAUGAAGGGAACGACGGUGGAGGGAAAGACGGUGGAAAUGUCGGCCUGGACGUAAUUCUGUCUGUUGCUGUGCUUUGCAUUUGUAUCGUUGUUUCUGUGGUCAUCUUUAGAAUAUAUAGAGGACGCACUGAGCAGAAUAGAGGGCAGAACCAGCCGCAGGUUUUUACAGUGUCAAAUGCCACCCCAGCAGUAACCCCCCUUUCUACACCCCCCUCCUCGACAAUGUCAACCCCACCCCAAACGCCCCUCUCCCCUCCAACACCCCCUCCUUCAACAUCCUGAUAAAAAUGGUUAUUUUCACAAACUAAAAUUUACAGAUGUCCCCUGAAACACUCGCAAUAGAUCGCAGUAGACAGCGCAGUUUACUGAUAUUCCCUAAACGCCUCACAUGUAGGCUCUUGGUGAAGCUUGGCUGUGCAGCUGUGCACAGAGAAGCUUCCGCUGCAGCGCACACAACUCAAACAGGCUAGUGAAUUAGUGAAAUAAGGUGUUCUAAUGUAAGAUCUACCUGAGCUGGCGACAGGUGAUUUUAUCUACCUGAGCAGGUAAUCACAGGUAGAGCCUGUAGGAAACACCAUGGGGUCUCAUUUGCAGGGUUUCUGGGGCAGUGGCAGUGCACUGUGUCAUACCUUUAUUUGAGGUUUAAAGGGGUUCAUAGCAGUCAAAAUGUGCCAGUAUGAGGGGCCAUCGGGGCCCCUUUAACCUUUGUGGGGACCAAACAUUUGCUUGGUUUUCCUCUCCUGACUGUGGCCCCGGGUGUGUAAUGUCUCAAUUCUCUGCUGUUACACAAAGAUGAAAUAUAUUUAUAUACAUAGAUUUAAUAAAUUUAGUUCCCAUGACAACAUGUGGACCUGUUUAGACCUGGUGCAGGACUCUACCGGACCUUACAGGUGUGGUCAGAGACGUCUUCCACAUAUGAAUGAAGUUCACUAGAUUUAAGUUAUUGUUGAGAGUCUUCCCGUACAUAUACAUAUAAACAUACACAUACAGCCUGAUAGUAAUGAUAGUAAUAGUUUUAUUUGUUGAAACCAAAAGCACAAAACCCUUUGUAAAGUCAGAGUGAGACGUGUCAUAAAUGAAAUGAAGGAAAUUCAGAUUUUUACAGAGUGUUAUUUGUUUUCAUCAGACAGAUUCUUUUUCCCUUAAAGGGUCUUUAACUGAUUUAUUACUGACAACUUACAGUUUUAAUAUAAGCCUCAUUAUAACAGUUGAAGUGUUUACUGAGUGGAGUUUUACUCGUCAUUGAAGACAGUAUUAUAGAUGAUUGAUGUGAGCUGAUACCGAUAAUGUAGGAAACUUACAGUGUGAGGAUCCACAUCUCACAUACAUUCAUCCACUGAACUCUGCAGAUUCAGCUCAGUACACCUGAACGUAUCACUGUGAGAUAAAAUAAUAAAAACUGAAUGAAGGACUUUUACACAAAUGUAUUAAUGGAUUUACAGCUGAGUCGUGCAGAAUGAAGCUCAUAAACCUGUUUGAUGAUUUUUUAACUGUUCAUUCACACAACACUUAAAGUUGAUUGUAUUGUAUAUAAAUUUAUAUCACUUUCUAAAGAUGUUUAACAUGAAGCUCUUGUUGUGUUAUAUUCUUGUUCAGAUAUAUAUUUUAAUGUUCACUGUCAAACUCUUAAUAAAAUGUUACAUGUAUUAA
This is a messenger RNA of Lates calcarifer (barramundi perch), 2487 nucleotides long. RefSeq lists its product as uncharacterized. Gene Ontology annotation, cellular component: external side of plasma membrane. Gene Ontology annotation, biological process: positive regulation of T cell proliferation; T cell costimulation; cellular response to lipopolysaccharide. Bases 373 to 1119 code for a protein of 248 amino acids. NCBI's taxonomy places the organism in Eukaryota, Metazoa, Chordata, Actinopteri, Centropomidae. The transcript is spliced from 3 exons. The record is from RefSeq and is a predicted model, not a curated record.